Lachancea meyersii CBS 8951 is the source of this 720-nucleotide messenger RNA. NCBI's taxonomy places the organism in Eukaryota, Fungi, Ascomycota, Saccharomycetes, Saccharomycetales, Saccharomycetaceae. The record is from the annotation of a GenBank genome assembly.
AUGUAUAUUCCAAAGCUUAUGGAGGUAAAUGAUUUUUCCAAGCAGGCUGAUAUCAUCAGAUCCAAUCCACUUGGUAUAAUCUUCAGCUAUGCAAUGCCCCAAAACGGAUUUAUGGGAUUCAUCAAAGGCAAUGAAACAUCGGCAGUUGAUAGUGAAAUGUGUGCUACGCAUGUACCUUUCGUUCUAGUAAAGGAAAAAAACGGCAAAACAAAACUAGUUGCACAUUUGGCAGCCAAGAACCAACACAUUCAAAUGCUUGAAAAAUACUCCAAAUGUAUGGUCGUCUUUCAAAGUGUUGAUUCCUACGUCAGUCCUUCUUGGUACCCUCUGAAGAAGAAAACCCACAAAUAUGUCCCGACGUGGGAUUUUGCAACCGUUCAUGUCUAUGGUGCCGCUAAGAUAAUUCGUGACAAAACUUGGCUGUUGAACAUGCUCGGUCAGCUUACAGACCAAGAAGAGAACAAGAGACCUGAUGGCGACGAAUUUGAAGAAAAGUGGAAAGUUUCCGAUGCGCCAGAAAAAUAUGUCGAUACCCUUUUAAAUGGGAUCGUGGGUCUGGAGAUCGAUGUCACUGAUAUUCAGUCAAAAUUCAAGCUUCACCAGAAUGAAGCCGCAGUCAAUGUGAAAGGAGUUUUGGAGGGCUACGAAAAGGAGAUUGGAGGGUGCAAAACACAAGAGCUUGCAAAACUGACAAAGGAGAAUCACCCACAUUCGAUAUGA